Molecule: messenger RNA, 585 nt
Organism: Paralichthys olivaceus (Japanese flounder)
Lineage: Eukaryota; Metazoa; Chordata; Actinopteri; Pleuronectiformes; Paralichthyidae
Source: RefSeq, a predicted model, not a curated record
CUUCACUUAGACGUCCAGUACGCUCCAAAGGUUCCCUCUGUGUCAGUGAGUCCCUCUGGUGAGAUCAUGGAGGGCAGCUCAGUGACUCUGACCUGCAGCAGUGAUGCUAACCCAGCAGCUCAACACACCUGGUACAAGGAGGACGAGGACUCACCAAGAGCAUCAGGACAAAUCUUCACCAUCACUAAUAUCACAGCUGAACAUGGUGGAAAUUAUCGGUGUGAGGCUCAGAACAGACGAGGACGUAGUGACGCCUCCUUACAUGUGACUGUUGGAGCAGGGGAGUCAGUAAUAAUCAUGAAUAUCAUCAGGCUGACUCUGGUGGUCGUGCUGGUUCCAGUGCUUGUCUGGACUCUGUGGACGAGGAUGAAGAAAACUCUGAGCUUGAAAUCAGAAGUGAAUGAAGCUGUGGAGAUGGAGUCAGACGAUUGUCCUGAGUAUGAGAACGUCACGGCUGCAGCAGAGACAGAAGACACAGAGGAGCAGGAAGAGCUGGUGUGAAGCAUCAGAGCCACUGUGACAACAAUAACAAAGAUGGACGACUUCAGAGUACAUCCGUACAAGACGCUGAAAGUAUUUAAGAGG